Saccostrea echinata is the source of this 3243-nucleotide messenger RNA. Its product is annotated as RNA-binding protein RO60-like. Bases 64 to 1782 code for a protein of 572 amino acids. NCBI's taxonomy places the organism in Eukaryota, Metazoa, Mollusca, Bivalvia, Ostreida, Ostreidae. Gene Ontology annotation, molecular function: RNA binding. The record is from RefSeq and is a predicted model, not a curated record. The transcript is spliced from 2 exons. Gene Ontology annotation, cellular component: ribonucleoprotein complex.
UAGGAGCUGUGUAACGAAGACGAAACAGUUCCAGGUCCGGAUUUAAUUACUGAAAACAGGAAAAUGUCGGACGAUGAGAAAGAUAUGGAGAUGGGUGAUGAGGAAUGGCCCGGACAAAUGGGAGAGGAGGGAGACCUAAAAAGUCAAAACGAAAGAAUAGCGCCUUACCAGCUUAUGAACAGUACCGGGGGAUAUGUGUACCAGACUGACUAUAUAACUCAGCUGAUGAGGUUCCUGUGUAUCGGAACAACAGGCGGGACAUAUUACACAGGGGAGGUCGAGCUAACCAGGGAAAAUGCACGCUGUAUUGAUAGGUUAAUAAACGGUGGAAAAGGCAAAGAAGUAGUGGAGCUGGUUCGUGAAUUCAGCGUGGAGAACCGAGCAUGUAAACAGCGACCAAUUAUGUACACCCUGGCGCUCUGCUGUCGUUCAAACGACCCCACAACAAAGGUAGAGGGCUAUAAAAUACUGUCUGAUGUGUGCCGAAUCCCAACACACCUGUUCGAAUUCAUCAAGUACUGCGAGGAGGAAAGCGCUGGAACAGGAUGGGGGCGUGCGCACCGCCGAGCCAUAUCUAAAUGGUACUUGAAUUACGGGAAGAAGGAGGGAGGGGGAGCAUUUCUUGCUCUUCAUAUGACGAAGUACAAGAAUCGCUUUGGUUGGAGCCAUAAGGAUAUUUUCCGGCUCUGUCAUAUUAAACCAGAACCGGAAUACCCCGAGAUCAAGUACCUGAUCAUGGUUACCACUAAAGGAAAGAAGAAAACAGACGAGAGCGAUUUUGUUCAACAAGAAAUAAGAAAACCAGGAUUUGAGAACUCCGAACUCAAGAAGGUAAUGACCUUUAUGGAUGCGGUAACACGAGCUGAGCAUUGUACAGAUGCAGAAACCAUGACACGCUUGAUACUGGAACAUAAUUUGACAAGAGAACACGUUCCUACUGAUUUGUUGAAGUCAAAGGAGAUAUGGAAAGCUCUGAUCAAACAUAUGCCUAUGACAGCGAUGAUAAGGAAUCUUGGAAAAAUGUCCCAUUUAGAGCUUUUGGAGCCAGGAACUUUUGAGGAGGAGCUGACUAUCCAGAAACUGACAAACCCAGAGUUACUUAAACGCGGGAGAAUCCAUCCAUUUACACUUUUGGUAGCUUUGAACCAGUACAAGAAAGGUCAUGGAGAGCUUGGAAAGAUGAAGUGGAAAAAGAACGUCAAAGUAGAAAAAGCUUUGGAGGAUGCUUUUUAUCUGUCAUUUAAGAACGUGAAGCCCACCGGAAAAAGAUUCUGUCUGGCUGUUGAUGUCAGUGGGUCCAUGAAUGUUCCUGUAAUGGGCACUCCAACCAUUUCAGCACGUGACGCUGCAGCAGCUAUGAUGAUGGUCACCGCUCGUACGGAGCAGAAUUAUGAAGUGGUAGCGUUCUCAGGUGGACUCACCCCACUGGAUAUCAAAGCUUCGGACAACCUAGACAACGUUUUGGACAAAUGCGCCUCGCUGCCUUUCUGUGGUACCGACUGCUCUCGCCCCAUGAUGUACGCCAUGGAAAAAAAGAAGAAAUUCGAUGUCUUUGUCGUCUACACAGAUUCCGAAACCUACUUUGGACAAAUUCAUCCCUCAGACGCCCUUGUGAGGUAUCGGAAGAUGUCAGGGGUAACACAUGCCCGCCUGAUCGUCUGUGGCAUGGCCAGUAAUAAGUUCACCAUCGCGGAUCCUAAUGACCCCAUGAUGAUGGACAUCGUUGGUUUCGAUACAAAUGCACCACAGGCUAUCCACGAAUUUGUCACGGGACAUAUUUAAUAUGCCAUUUUGCCUGAUAUAUUCUAGAGUGUUAAUUUUAAUUGGCUCAUGAUAAUGAAAACAUUGAUUAUUGGACUAUCAUUAAGGUAAACGGUACUUGACGUAAGUAUUUUCAUCUUUUUUAUUUGACUUCAUACCUUCAUUCAAUUUUUUGUACAUUUUGUUUUAUUUACUUUCAGAAUCAUUUAAUAUUUUUUUUUUGUUGAUAUUAUUAAAAGAACUUCUACAAAUUUCAUCAUAAUUAUUAUCAUCAUUCCCAGUGUUUAUCGGUGUUUUUUAUAACUUCUUGUUAGUUCAAUUGUUACAAUGUAAAAUUUUAACAAAUCAUUUUUUCUAUGAAGGUAUCUGAAAUGGUUCGAACGUUCAUUUCUUUUGCUUUAUAAAUAACUAUGUAUACUAUUGUAUCACACACACACACACACACACAAUAAUUUAACUAAUGUAAAGAUGAUUACAUAUAAUGAAUAAUCGCUAAACAGGGAGUAAAUGUUUUAUAUUAACGUUAAAUUCUUUUGGGGAUUCUACGUAUCACCACUGAAUCGUCCAACCAAUAUGAUUAUCAAGAAAUAUCGAACAUUAAUUUCAACGUAAACAUCUACCUUAUAUGUACGUGUCAUUAAAACCCCCCAGCUUUUUAAGAUUUUAUGGUGAAAGUAUGUACUGGUAUAUCUGCAGAUCUGUAGCUCGCUAGUGUAAAAAAUGGAUUGGACGACCAGAGAGCUACAAACACACCCAUAAAAAUAGGUGUAUAUUUAUUGCGGACAAAAAAGUUCGAUGGUUUCAAUUUCUGGCCCAUGAGGGCUUUUUACAACGUUUGUUGGGAAUGUCUGUUUUGUGGAAGUAAAGGAAUAUUUUACAAACACACAGUUGUAGCAAAAUUUUAGGAUGGCAGAUAUACGGAGAAAUAAAUCGAGAAACGUGUGCUCUUUUUGGUGCAUAUUGAAUAUUGAGUAUAUAUAUAUAUAUUGAGUAUGCCCAUUUUUUUUAUCACCAGCGAGCUAUUGAUCUGCAUUGCUAACAUUGAUAUAGUGUCCGUUGCCCGGUGUUUUCAAUCGAACUUUGUCAUGUAGACUACAUCAAGAUAAUAACACUACGUAUAAGUUUUAGGUCUAAUAGCAGUUUCCUUGAUACCGCCCCUCCCUCCCCGAAAAAAUAAGCUGUUCAAAUCUUUCAAAUGCCCACCCUUCUAUUAUAGUGUUUGUCUGAUUCAGCGAAACUGGGUACGCAAGUAGAUUGCCUUUUCAAGAUGCAUAAAUUAGUUUUUGAUAUCUAAUGGAAGGUGAUGAUAUUUAGAAAGUUGGUAUUCUUGCGGUUUUUUCCGAUUUAAACUACAGUAAACUUUGAAACACCAGGAGAUUGUAUCGAUAAGUAUGAUAAUCUAUGCUACUCUUUCAUUUUGGUGAAAGCAUUUGUAUUGCUAAAACAAUAUUAAUUACACAUGUAAUUACAUAAUUUCAUUUA